Trachymyrmex cornetzi is the source of this 3116-nucleotide messenger RNA. RefSeq names its product ADP-ribosylation factor 6 (gene Arf51F). Gene Ontology annotation, molecular function: GTP binding; GTPase activity. Lineage: Eukaryota; Metazoa; Arthropoda; Insecta; Hymenoptera; Formicidae. Bases 556 to 1083 code for a protein of 175 amino acids. The record is from RefSeq and is a predicted model, not a curated record. The transcript has 5 exons.
AACGACACUUUUGUACCUUUGUUACUCACUGAAUGCCAAGAAAGAUAAAAAUGAUGUUUAUGUCGACUUAUGUCACCAAAAUGGAAAGCAGCCAAUGUUAUCAACGCGCGAGUUUUUAAAUCAAGCUGUCGUUUUUACUGAAAUACUUUUUUCGAUCUUAUACCGGUGGAAACAAACGGAGGGAAAUGCGAGAGAUACGAAUACGAGACGAUCUAUUUUGAAUGCAGAAAGUGCAGGUAAAACGAGCAAAUACCACGCACCGAGGAUUACACCCUGUGCUGGUGAUGGUGGUGGUGGUGGUGGUGGCGGUAGCGGUAGUCGAUGAUGUUCGCGCACGCAGAUAGGUUAGGGCAAGUGUUGGCCGCUGCUGCCUCGUCUCUGUUUAUCCGCGUUGCCGAAGAAUCAAAGUCGCGUCUCGCCUGCAGGUCAUCUCCAGUUCCAGUGCACGUCCGACCGCGAUGAGAGAUUCGUAGCGGAGGUUAGACGCCGAGGUAACCGUCGAUCGAUUCCGCGCGAUCGAGAGCGGUGCCGGGUGCGUAGAACACAGUUGGUAAAAUGGGCAAAUUGUUGUCAAAGAUCUUUGGCAACAAGGAGAUGCGUAUCCUCAUGUUAGGACUGGAUGCAGCAGGAAAAACUACAAUAUUGUAUAAACUUAAAUUAGGACAGUCUGUGACAACUAUACCAACUGUAGGAUUCAAUGUAGAAACAGUUACCUAUAAGAAUGUUAAAUUUAAUGUAUGGGAUGUAGGUGGUCAAGAUAAAAUACGUCCGUUAUGGCGUCAUUACUAUACAGGAACGCAAGGACUUAUUUUUGUAGUAGACUGUGCGGAUCGAGAUAGAAUCGACGAAGCCCGUCAAGAACUUCAUCGAAUCAUUAAUGAUAGGGAAAUGCGUGAUGCGAUUAUUUUAAUCUUUGCUAAUAAACAAGAUCUUCCGGAUGCAAUGAAACCGCACGAAAUACAAGAGAAACUGGGAUUAACUAGGAUACGAGAUAGAAAUUGGUACGUUCAGCCAUCUUGUGCCACAACGGGAGACGGGCUUUAUGAAGGCCUUACGUGGUUAACCAGUAAUCAUAAAUUAUGAGCAAAUAUUUAUUUUUCACAAAUUAGUUAUAUAUACAGAGAAUAUACGUUUGCUUUGUAUUUUUUAUUUUAAUUUAUCAUAUGGAGGCUCCAUCAAGACGAACAACAACUGACAAUGAUAUACUUGACAACAUCUUUUUUACUAGUACAGUUAUCACAGAUGCAAAAGGAAAAAAAAGGAAAUAAUAUAAAGAUGACUAUUAAUGGUGUGUUCCAAUAAUAUCGCUCCUAGGGUAAUAGUAAUUUAUUGUAAACGAGGUAUCAAGGGUUUACGCGUGACCUUUGUUAUACUAGCUAUUUAUCCCAUGUCAUGGAAAUAAUUACCGAAUAAAGUUGUGCUAGCGGGUUUAAUACCGCUCUCUGUACAUGUAACAUAUUCACACAAGUGUACUAUUUCAUGAGACACACAAAUUGUACAAGUUAAAAAAAAAUUACGAGAAUCUAGUUAUGAUAUUAAGAGGUUCACAGAUUCACAAGGAUUAGUAUACUGUAUAACUUACCUUUGCAGGAUCAUAUCUAAUAUCUAACUGUUAUUUGAGCGGCAAGUACCUCAAGUUUUUAAUGAAACGCAGCUAGAGAUUUUUAACUUCGUAAUAUAUCUUGUUGUCAAAAUGCUAUCUAACGUGUAUUAUAUAAUAUUCAUACAUAUAGCCCGUGAGUAUAAUACGCGAAUAAAUUAAAAAUACCUAUAUUGAGGCUUUAUAUAGUACAGCAAGAUUAUUCUGUUGGUAAACAUCCUUGUUGUUUAGAGUUUUGUACCGAAAAAUUGCUUUUCAUUUAUUUUCUUUUUGUGAUGUCUUCCAAACUUGUGUAUGUUUUUAAAUUAGUUUUCAUCCCUUUCAUAUUGUUUACCGAUUGUUAUUAUGAUUACGCACAAAUCGCGGAAUAAGAAAUAAUGCAAUAAGGAGUUAUCGGUUUACUGAUACUGUGAGCUCAAAAACCUAAAAAAAGAAAACGAAAAGAAAACAAUGUUUCAAAGAACAUAACAGCAUUGAAUCUGCCAAUAUUUUUUACUAUUUAAGUGAAUAUCGGAUAAUAAAGCAUAUUAGUAUUAGGCAACGAUCGAUUCGUUAAGGACAUUUUAAACGGAUGAGAUAAAUGUUUCCGUGAUCAUUUCAUUUCUCAUAGCAUAAUCUAUAGAGUAAGAUUAGUAAGAAUAUACUUCGAGAUUCAUAACUGAUUCAUAGAAGUUAACAAGUGUUCACAAAAUGUUUGUGUAUGAUUAUCGAAUCAAAUUAAGUUACGAGUAAAUAACAGUGAUGAUACACACCUUGUAAUUUGUGAAUGCAUUGACACCUUGUUUACAUUCCAUGAUACAUUAGCGAAUUAGACUAUUAGAGAGACGUUUUAGUUAUAUGAAUAAUCUUCUACUUGGAUUAUAACAAGAGAUUUUUCCAGACGUAAGUUUGUAUAACUUCCUCAGCAUCCGUACCAUUAAUGUUAAGUAUCUUACUUAAGAGAUGGUGUGAGGUUGAACAUCGUGCAUCGUCUGUAUAAAAAUCAUAAUCAGGCUUUGGAAAUACGGAGCUGUUUUCCGGAGAACAUUAGACGUAUUACUUUGCACUCUAUGGCUACGUAUUGUACAACCUCGUGAACGUAAUCUCUACAUUUUUUCACAACAAUGUUUCAAGUAGCGCUAUCAUUAUUGUGUACCCUUUCUAAUCGUAUAAUAUAUAUUAUAUAAUUGUGUUACGUUUUUACCGUCAGCUUUAGCAGAAGUCAUUUUCUCUUAUUAAAUGUGAUGUUAUGAUGUUAAUUGACGAAGUUUUAUGUAUAUAAAUAUGUUUGAUAUGGUCCAGCUAACGUCGAGCGUCUUAUGUGUUCCAUAUAUCCACAUUAAUACGUUAUAAAGAUAAAAUACAAGAUGAUAAUAACGAAUUAUAUAUAUACGAAAAGUUUCUCGAGGACUAAUAGAAAAUAUUAUUUCAAUGGCGUUUUGAUAAAAAGAAAAAUACACAGGGCAAGGGAAAGAGUCGCUCCAAGAAGAUAAUAUAAAUUUCAGAAAGAAAAUAAAUUCUAAAUUUUUUUUAUAUA